GGAGCAGCUGCGAGUGCUACAUCUUGGCAGUCUGAAGCGAUUGGCUCCUCUCUGGGGAGUGGAGGGUGUUCAGUUAUUAAUGACCGCUGAGCAGGCAGCACCGUGUCAGUGUGACAACUGAUCUGGUGAACGAUGCACCACUAACCACCAUGGAAACGAGGAGAAAUAACGCCAGCUAGCAGGAUCUCUCUUCACGGGAUUGAGAGGCUCAGCCUGCUGCUGCCGGAGAGAGUUCCAGUCAAAAGAAGGAAUCCUAGCUGCAGGCUCCUGCCUUCCUUUAUAUUUUAGAAAAAGAGAGAGAGAGAAAGAGAGACACCAUUGCUUGCAUGUGUGCAUAUCUAUAGUAUGUAAUUGUGUGUACUUUAUUACACAUACAUAUGCACCUAUUUAUACUGGGGCAAGAAGACAGCCAUGUGAUUAUUUCAGCCAAGGAACUGAGCAAGCAGGGGCACCGGAGGAGGGCUAUCCCUGCAUCUGCUAAGGCAAGCUAGAAAUCUGGGACCUGGGAAGAAAGAGAAUAAUGCCUCUACAUCUGCAAGUCUGAACAAGCAUGGGAUUUGAAUCACAGAGUUCCAAAUAAAUGAAUUGCUCCAUAUCCUGUGACCAUCUAUACAUACACCAUCUUCAAAGAGACCAUCAAGACCCUAUCUCUGAGGAGACGGCAAGCAUCUUUCCUCCACGAUGCAUGCAAUUUUGGGGAAAUAUAUGUGUGGCUCUCCUAAGUAUUUCCAUGAAGGAAACACCCACAAUCCUGUGGUGUUCAUCUUUUGACAAAUGCAAAUACUUCCCUCAUCAGUCAGCUCCUACUGAACUUACUGGCUGUGACUGGAAUCCUUAAGGGCCUGUUAACUUUCUGAAGACAAAAGCUAAGAUGAAGGACACGCCACUCCAAGUCCAUGUGCUACUUGGCCUAGCUAUCACUACACUAGUACAAGCUAUAGAUAAAAAAGUGGAUUGCCCCCAAUUAUGUACCUGUGAGAUCAGGCCUUGGUUUACCCCGAGAUCCAUCUAUAUGGAAGCAUCGACAGUGGACUGUAAUGAUUUAGGGCUUUUAAACUUCCCAGCCAGAUUGCCUGCCGACACACAGAUUCUGCUCCUACAGACUAACAAUAUUGCAAGAAUUGAACAUUCCACAGACUUCCCAGUGAACCUGACUGGCCUGGACUUAUCUCAAAACAAUUUAUCUUCAGUCACUAAUAUUAAUGUACAAAAGAUGUCUCAGCUUCUUUCUGUGUACCUAGAGGAAAACAAGCUAACUGAGCUGCCGGAAAAGUGUCUAUAUGGACUGAGCAACUUGCAGGAACUCUACGUUAAUCACAACCUGCUCUCUACCAUUUCUCCCGGAGCCUUCAUUGGCCUACAUAAUCUUCUCCGGCUUCAUCUCAACUCAAACAGACUGCAGAUGAUCAACAGUCAAUGGUUUGAUGCUCUUCCCAAUCUCGAGAUUCUGAUGCUUGGGGACAACCCCAUCAUCAGGAUCAAGGACAUGAACUUUCAGCCUCUUGUCAAGCUUCGCAGCCUGGUUAUAGCUGGCAUAAACCUCACGGAAAUACCAGACGACGCCUUGGCUGGCCUGGAGAACCUAGAAAGCAUCUCCUUUUAUGAUAACAGGCUCAGUAAGGUUCCCCAGGUUGCACUUCAAAAAGCCGUUAACCUCAAGUUUUUGGAUCUAAAUAAAAAUCCUAUUAACAGAAUACGGAGGGGUGAUUUUAGCAAUAUGCUACAUUUGAAGGAAUUGGGGAUAAACAAUAUGCCUGAACUUGUCUCCAUUGACAGUCUCGCUGUGGAUAACUUGCCAGAUUUGAGAAAAAUAGAAGCUACUAACAACCCCAGAUUGUCUUACAUUCACCCUAAUGCAUUUUUCAGACUCCCAAAGCUAGAAUCUCUCAUGCUGAACACCAACGCCCUCAGUGCCCUCUACCACGGCACCAUAGAGUCUUUGCCGAACCUCAAGGAAAUCAGCAUACAUAGCAAUCCCAUCCGUUGCGACUGUGUAAUCCGCUGGAUUAACAUGAACAAAACCAACAUUCGGUUUAUGGAACCAGACUCGCUGUUCUGUGUGGACCCACCUGAAUUCCAAGGCCAGAAUGUUCGGCAAGUGCAUUUCAGGGAUAUGAUGGAAAUUUGCCUCCCUCUUAUAGCUCCUGAGAGCUUUCCUUCUGACCUGGAUGUAGAAGCUGACAGCUAUGUGUCGCUUCACUGCAGAGCUACUGCAGAACCCCAGCCAGAAAUCUACUGGAUCACACCUUCUGGUAAAAAACUAUUGCCAAAUACAAUGAGAGAGAAGUUCUAUGUUCAUUCUGAAGGCACACUAGAGAUAAGAGGCAUAACCCCAAAGGAAGGGGGGUUGUACACCUGCAUAGCAACUAACCUAGUCGGUGCUGAUUUGAAGUCGAUUAUGAUCAAAGUGGGAGGUUCUGUUCCUCAGGAUAAUAAUGGGUCAUUGAAUAUUAAAAUAAGAGAUAUCAGGGCCAAUUCUGUUCUGGUGUCCUGGAAAGCGAGCUCUAAAAUCCUCAAAUCCAGCGUUAAGUGGACAGCCUUUGUCAAGACUGAAGACUCUCAUGCUGCCCAAAGUGCUCGAAUACCAUUUGAUGUCAAGGUAUAUAAUCUUACUCAUCUGAAACCAUCUACCGAGUACAAAAUUUGUAUUGAUAUUCCCACCGUCUAUCAGAAAAGCAGAAAACAAUGUGUGAAUGUCACCACAAAAAGUCUGGAGCAUGACGGAAAAGAAUAUGGAAAGAAUCAUACAGUAUUUGUGGCCUGUGUUGGAGGCCUUCUAGGGAUCAUUGGUGUAAUGUGUCUUUUCAGCUGUGUCUCACAAGAAGGGAGCAGUGAGGGUGAGCACAGCUAUGCUGUGAAUCACUGUCACAAGCCAGCCUUGGCUUUCAGUGAGCUUUACCCUCCUCUAAUCAACCUCUGGGAGUCCAGCAAAGAAAAACGGGCAACACUGGAAGUAAAAGCAACGGCUAUAGGAGUGCCGACAAAUAUGUCCUAAAAACAACCAACCAAACCUACUUCAAAGAAAAGCUGGAAACGGCAGUACUGCUUAAAAAUCAACAACAAAAAAUAGGCAGGGGAAUGUCACUUUCUGAAAAGAAGGCUCAGUGUCGCCAAUGCUGCUCCUGACCAAGGGAGAGGUGAAAGUUCGGCAUUUUAAUUGACUGGCUUCAAAGGGUACUGUGGCAACCAAAUAAAACAAUUCCAUUUUCUAGAACUUUCAUGUAACUUUUAUGUCAGGACUGCAGUUAAACGUGAACAUUUCUGUAUUUUUUUUAAGUAUAGAAGAGUAGUUGAACUGAGCAAUACCUCCUCCUGUGUUGUAUUACACAUAUUAGCCACGAGUUUUUGCAGUGACCAGAUAAACUUGAAUUGACACGUGGUGUAAUGGAAAGGACAAAUUCUGUAGAGUAGACACAGUGAGUAUGUGGACCUCUUUUAUAAGGAAAAAUACAUUUUGGAUUAAAAUCAAUUGCUUUUGUCUUGUUUUUGUUUCUAAAUAAAGAAUAAUUUCUGGGAAAUA
Molecule: messenger RNA, 3520 nt
Organism: Mus musculus (house mouse)
Lineage: Eukaryota; Metazoa; Chordata; Mammalia; Rodentia; Muridae
Gene: Lrrn3
Product: leucine rich repeat protein 3, neuronal
Exons: 3
Coding region: 872-2995 (707 amino acids)
Cellular component (GO): membrane
Source: RefSeq, marked validated